UGCUGUUGUCAAAGCGUUGCUAUGGACGUGGUGGAGUCUGCGCGUUCAAAACGCAACAACGUUGUACACCCGUAGUUGAUUGUGUGUUUUACAAAUAGCAAAAGGUAAUUGUGAUUUGCAGAUUUUUUUUUUCUAGAAAAUGUCAACAGAUCUAACAGACGUUCUGCGAAAGCGUAACAAAUAUUUGUUAGAGCAGCUAAGGGAGCAAAGAGAGAAACUAGAGCGAGUGAGCGGCUGCAGUUCGAGCCGCAAGAGGGAGAGAGAGGCCGAGGAAGAGGAGCAGAAUGAGAGGAGGCAAUCCGAAGUUGUGGUAACUCUGACGGAGGGACGUCGAGGUCCUGCAAGGGCAGCCCUGGCCAAACCUUCAGUCAGAUUUACUGAUACUGAAAAGACGCACAAAGACUCCUUCUGGAAGUCCUCCAGUUCUUUUGGGACCCCCAAGCACAGCGUACCUGCUGAACCUACAAUGCUGUCAGACAGCCACCUAAACCCUCAGGACUAUUCCACACUACCAGAACCCUGGUCACUGAGAAGGCAGUUUUCCCAAGUUAGGCCCAAUAAAGUCAAGGGGAUACACAGUCGAGUCAGGUUUCAGUCAGAAGAAUCUGAAAGCAAACCUGCGUCAGACAGACGUCAUGUGCAGCCUUUGCUCGGAUAUGAUUGGAUAGCAGGAGUUCUGGAUACCGAGAACUCCUUGUUAGAACUCUCCGAUGAGUUCUUCAAUGAUCUCUGCAUGUUUCGAUUGGUCAAUAAAAACGAGUGUGUUCACUCUGAAGCAGCAAAGUCUUUAGAGGGAAGCCAUCUUUUCCAACCACUCCUGAUAGGUGACAGCAAAGAAGCAGACAAAGAUACUCAUCAGUGUACAUUCUCCUACCGGAUCAACAGCAGGCUGUUUCCUGUCCCUUUUCACUCUCAGGAAUGCUGCCCAGUGUGCAAAAGACACAAAUCUUCCCACCCUCACACUGCAGCUGAACCGGCUCUGAUCAGGGUCACCCUUCCCCGCGCCAACAUCCUGCCAUCUUACAAGUACAAAGCUCAUCGCCGAAGCAGCUUCGAUCCUUCAGACAGUUUGGGAUUACCAUCACACUGCCUCUCAGGAUGGUCAAAUGCAGGUCAGAACAUCCUGCCUCCGGCCAGAAGCCUUGACCUCAGGAGCAGCACUAAGACGAAGAACACUGAUGGCCCCCUGAGCCAGCAACUGGAGAAACUAUCUUCAUCUAGAAGAAACCAAAACUUUGAGCAGACCCCUGAUGUGUAUCGCUUGGCUUAUUUCAACUUUCAACAUUUCUCUCCAAAAAGAAACCCAAGAGCCUCUUUUUUCCCUGUAGGCUGAAGAAUCAUUUCUGGAUAUUAAAGGGAUCAAAAUCUGAGAGGCAAAACUGGCUGCAUUUACAUUUCUAGUGCAACAUUGUCUGUCUCUGCCAGACGUCCUCCUUCUAUUUUAUUUUAUUUUGUUGUUGUUUUCGAACAGGGAACUAAACAUAAAGUGCAUCAGGUGUUGUAAAUGCACUGGACUGUGUGUUAGCUCUGAACUUCGAGACUUAAAUCAUGUUGCCUCACAGUCCCCUUUUCUUUGUUCAUGUGAAUUAAAGCUGGAGGACAUGUGAGCUCCGCUUAUGUGGAAGUGAAGCAAGAGUUGCAACAUUGUGGAGACGCGCAGCAUUUAACACCAGUUUUAGAACAGCAUAAGGAACAUUUAGCAUAUGUUUGAGCUGUGUUUUGCAAAACUAAGGAAAUCACAUUGACUCACUUCCAGCCUCUUUGUGUUUGUUGCCCUCUCCAGCUUGUCAUUUGGCUGCUGUCUUUGCAAACUUCUGCUUUUAACUUCCUCACUGUGGGACGAGGAGCCCUGAAGCUCAGCAGGGUCUAUGUGUGUAAUACCGGAGCUGCCCUCCACAGGAAACCACAACCACCUAUACUUACUAACACUUAUAUGUUUUUGAGAUCCCACCUCGCACGCUGUAGUUUUGUGUCUAAAAGGCCAAGGUUGUUGUUUGCCAUGAUGGAUUGAUUCACGGCGUGUUCUUUGAGCGCUCUGUUGCUGAUUUUAAGUGACGGUGUUUCGCUCUAUAAAUCCUUGCAGCGGAACUGUAAUCGUCCCAUCACUGGGGGCUGAACUUCUGAGAAACAAAAGGGGAAAAUUUUCAGAAAGACACCAGAGAAAUGAACUAGAAUCUCAUCAGUGCUAACUGAGAGCUCCUCUGUGGUGCUGCUGCUGAUGAUGAAAAGGCAUUUUACUCCUUUAGGAAAUCGUCAGCUGCCUUCCACAUGAGCAGGAUCUGAACAUAGUUUCUGAAUAAUAAAUAUGCUCUGCAAUCA
This is a messenger RNA of Gambusia affinis (western mosquitofish), 2319 nucleotides long. It is a transcript of the gene miip, whose product is annotated as migration and invasion inhibitory protein. NCBI's taxonomy places the organism in Eukaryota, Metazoa, Chordata, Actinopteri, Cyprinodontiformes, Poeciliidae. The record is from RefSeq and is a predicted model, not a curated record. Gene Ontology annotation, biological process: negative regulation of G2/M transition of mitotic cell cycle; negative regulation of cell migration. The transcript is spliced from 9 exons. The coding region runs from base 140 to 1333 and encodes 397 amino acids.